GUGAAGUUUUCGCCAAUGCGCGGACCAGUCAUUCGCAAUCGCUCGACCCGUUUGGAUUGCAAUUUGGUGCUUUUAAGUUUUUUUUGGGUUAAGUUCUGGAUGAUCCUGUAGGAUCUACAAGGACUUCGGGAAAUAAUUCCCUUCUGGAAGUGAAAAAAAAUCAGUUUUCCGGUGAAACUGUAUUCUUGAAAGACACUUGUUCGAUUAUGAUUCCACAGUGUGACUGAUGUGAUCAAAAGCCGGAUCUUCAAUCAAUGGCAAGUGGCGGCGCGCCAUUCGAAGUGCACAUCCAUCGAUACUCCUCCGACGUGGCUCGAAAUGCCGCACUGUAGUGGGCGCUCUGAACUGUUGAUGUUUGUCACUGUUUGCCCUUAGAAUUGACGCUAGAAGAGGCACUGCGAAUGUCUAUCGUCGUCGUCGAGCGAUCGUACCCUAUAGUUCAUCCCAUUCCAUUUUAGUAUUUAUGUAAUUCGCUUAUUUAUUUGUUUAACGAUAGCUCGCAUUUAGAAUAGAAGUUAAACAGCGCAUUAGUGCACGCCACUCUGACAACAAUAGCGCAAAAGGUUCGCGAAGAUCGGUGCACUUCCUUUGUUCGUUUCAAGAAUCCGUGGAUGUGAUCAUACGUAUAGAACGCGUUGAGUAAGGAAAAGCUAAAUCCAGCAAAGCAAUAUCAAUUGCUUGUAGGCAUUAGAACUGAAUAGGAACUCUAGUCGCACCUAGUGUCACCGGUUUGUGCAUGUGUGUGUGGUGUUAAUGAAUAGGUAAACAAUUGUUACUCGCGCAGCAUCAUCAUCUUCAUCAACGAACGAAAACACCACCUUCGUACUGUGCAGUAGAAGAGAUUUGUCUACUCCUCUGCAUGCGAGGUACAACUAAUCAACGCGACGAGCAAGUGAAUAGCAUUAUUCAUACUUAAGAGCCAGAAGAAAAAAAAAUGCUGCUGACAGCGAUGGGAAAUCUGCCGAUGCUGCUUUUGGUGAUACUGGGAGUGCAUAUUGCAACAACAGCUGCGCAACAGGAAGUGAUUGUUGCCAUUGAUGAUCCUGACAAGACCCAAUACCACGAAGCAAACUUCAAUACGAGUGCGUACCAGUUUGGCUACGAGGUGGGACCAAACGGUCAGUUCCAUCACGAAACACGAGGACCCGACGGAGUCACAUAUGGUUGUUACGGGUACAUCGAUCCCAACGGAAUGCUCCGGGUGACCCAUUAUGUUGCCGAUAGUCACGGUUAUAGGGUGGUGGAACCAAAUCGACCGGUAGAGAUAUUUUCUGACUCGCCAGCGCAAUACAGCAACGCCCUUACCGAAGACGAACCCCAAUUUCGACACCGAGGUCAGCUGGUCGCCUGGCGAGAUUUAUAUCUGCCACGUGGCUGUGGAAUGUAUCCAGGAGGACUUCGUCCGGAUGGACCAGCGGUAACUCCACCUCCACCCACAGGAGCACCCACAAGACCAACAAAUGGUGGCACCAAUACUGGCGGUGGAAGUGGCACUGGUAGUCCUCAAGGAAGCGGAGGGUCUCAACAGUCGGGUGGAAAUCGACCAGGGCAGGGGCAAGGACAAUGGCAGGGACAAGGGCAAGGCCAAGGACAAGGACAAAACCAAGGACAGGGACAAGGGCAAUGGCAAGGCCAAGGUCAAGGCCAAGGACAAGGGCAAGGACAAAAUCAAGGGCAAGGACAGGGCCAAAACCAAGGUCAGGGACAAAACCAAGGUCAGGGACAAGGUCAAGGACAAGGACAAUGGCAGGGACAAGGACAGGGUCAAAAUCAAGGACAAGGACAGGGUCAAAAUCAAGGCCAAGGACAGGGCCAAGGGCAAAACCAAGGUCAAGGACAAGGACAGUGGCAAGGACAAGGCCAAGGUCAGGGACAAGGUCAAGGCCAAAGCCAAGGUACUAGACCUGGACAAGGUCAGGGACAGGGACAAGGACAAAAUCAGUGGCACGGGCAAGGUCAAGGUCAGCGACCAGGACAAGGACAGGGACAGGGUCAAGGACAGGGACAAGGACAGGGACAAGGGCAGAAUCAAGGUCAAGGGCAAGGUCAAUGGCAAGGGCAGGGUCAAGGACAGACGCAAGGACAGGGACAAGGCCAAGGGCAGGCACAACGACCAGGGCAAAAUCAAGGACAAACCAGCGGUCAAGGGCAAGGACAAAACCAGGGUGGCAAUUGGCAACAACAGGGACCUGGAGGUCAAAGCCAAGGGCAAGCCCCACAAACUGGGCCUGGACACCACCAUCAAGGACAACAUCAAGGAUCGCAUCAGGGCCCGAUAAGUUCUGGUCAGCACCAGGGUCAGCAUCAAGGAAGCCAUCAGGGAGCUGGUCAAGGUUCUCAUGGGGGGCAGCACCAGGGAUCUCACCAAGGACCUAUAAGUUCAAGUGAGCAUCAGAACCAACACCAAGGCAGUCAUCAAGGCUCUUCGGGUCAGCAUGGUGGGCAACACCAAGGAUCUCAUCAAGGCCCGAUCAGUUCCGGCGCACAUCAAGGACAACACCAAGGCAGUCAUCAGGGUAUCAGUCAAGGUUCACAUCAAGGCCAACAUCAAGGGUCACAUCAGGGUCCUAUUAGCUCAAGUGAACAUCAAAAUCAGCAUCAAGGUAGUCAUCAGGGAAUACAUCAGGGGCAACAUCAAGGCCAGCAUCAGGGUCAACAUCAAGGUCCAAUCAGUUCAGGACAACACCAGGGCAGUCAUCAAGGAAGUCAUCAAGGCGGCAGCCAUGAACACCAGGGUCAGCAUCAGGGAUCCCAUCAGGGUCCUUUCGGCAAUUCAACACACAACAUUCAGGUGUCGUGGAGUCAUCAGAAACCUGGGCAACAAGGCCAAGGGCAAGGUCAACAACAAGGACAAGGUCAGCAGCAAGGACAAGGCCAAGGGCAACAGCAAGGGCAAGGUCAAGGACAGCAACAAGGGCAAGGUCAACAGCAAGGACAAGGGCAGGGCCAACAACAGGGACAAGGUCAGCAGCAAGGACAAGGUCAAGGACAAGGCCAAGGACAAGGUCAACAACAAGGUCAAGGACAAGGUCAAGGCCAAGGACAGGGACAGGGUCAAGGUAAUCAUCGAAUGCACCUCGUUACAGAAAGAACUAUAUUUACUCAAUUUAUAGGUCAAGGUCAACAACAAGGACAAGGACAAGGCCAAUGGCAAGGACAAGGCCAGGGUCAACAGCAGGGACAAGGCCAAUGGCAAGGCGGGGGUCAGGGUCAGGGUCAACAGCAGGGGCAGGGUCAAUGGCAAGGACAGGGACAGCAACAAACGACCACAGCAAGGCCAAUUGGAGAACCCUCGACGGAUUAUCCUUAUGGACCAACAUCACCAGCUCCCUCUCCAUCUGGGUUCACAACCGCACAACCAGACUAUCCAUCGACUGCCAGCGGUGUCCAACCUCCGAAUCGUCCUGGACAAACUGGUCCUCCUCCCUCCAAUGGAGGCAACAACAACAACAACAACCAAUACCCUCCCUAUCAGAUUGCUGUUUCUCAGUAUCCGUAUUUCUUUGUUCCUUACCCUUAUCCUCCACCUCAAGCUCCAUGCAACUGUCCACAGGAUCAAAACCGUCCUCCUACCGGUUACCUCGGCUUCAUCCCGGUCAUCUACGUACCGAGUUGCUCCGCACAAAAGAGUGGUCUUCCCACGCACAUUAACUGGCCGGCUCCUCCACCGCCAAAUGGCCUUGGCAAAGCUCUUGAAGACUUGCCGCUGCAGCGAUUAGUUCAGGGCUCGGAUGGAAGCUGGAACAUUGAACAGCUAUCGCCAGAGGAACGACAACAGCAGUUGCAGCAACUGCAACUGGCACCAUUGCAGCAACCUCAGCAGGUUCCACAGCCAAGACUUCGCCAGAACCGAAACCGUAGACUUCGGAGUAGACGACCUCCUCCACCACCGCCUUCACAGGUGGAGCAGUUCGUGAUAAAACCAGAAUCUCAGAUUGAAUCCGUGUGAGAAUGGGAAGAACGUGGUCGUCGGAACCGAUGGGAAGAAGAGGGAUACUUGGGAAAGAAAGAUGGCAACGAUAGUGAGAAACUCGUGAGGGAACAGACUGGUUGUGACGUGCAAGUCCAACGUGACCGUCCUCCAGUAUUGAGAUCAACCAUUAAUGGUAGGACGUGAGACGAAAAUACUCAUUCGAUUUUAAGCUUAGGUAUGUGCUAGGGAACUGAUUCUUGAAGGCAGCGUAGUCGGCGAAUGAUAACUAGUGUUCUAAUAAAUGUCAGAAAUGAA
Messenger RNA from Aedes aegypti (yellow fever mosquito), 4228 nucleotides. RefSeq names its product glutenin, high molecular weight subunit DX5. The transcript has 8 exons. The coding region runs from base 935 to 3949 and encodes 1004 amino acids. The record is from RefSeq and is a predicted model, not a curated record. Lineage: Eukaryota; Metazoa; Arthropoda; Insecta; Diptera; Culicidae.